UCGACGAGACAGUAUCGCUUCCUUACCGUUUUAAUAUAUUGUGUUGUUUAUUUAUAUUAUACUAAUAUUUUAAUGUGUUACUUUUAGAAAUAUACGUUAACCAAAGAACACAAAAGUGGCGACGAGGAGAAAAAAAAAACGCCUGACAACGUAGACACACAAAAGCACGUUAGAAGAUACACGAUGCUGAACUCAGAUGACCCCAACAGUGACCAACAGCCAUCGCGGAGCAGCCAUGAAAGCCACCGGCAAAGCAGCGUCCCUGAUCCGAGUACCGCUUGGAUACAUGAAAUGUUCAAGCAGCAGCAGAGCAUCCUACACCAACAGCAGGAAGCAUUUAUGAAGCAGCAGGAAAGUUUUUUAACCCGGAUGAUGUCGUCGAUGAACGUGCGUGAGCCGAACGGGCCGGAGUUUUUAGUCGAAUCAUUGGCGAAACAAGUGACGGAGUUUCGGUACGAUCCUGAGGAAAAUGUUACCUUUGCUGCGUGGUAUAGGCGGUUCGAGGGGCUUUUUGAGAAGGAUGCUGCUAAAUUGCCAGAUGAUACCAAGGUGCGAUUGUUGUUGCGGAAACUUGGAGUGGCAGAACAUGAGCGGUACAACAGUUAUAUAUUGCCGCAGAAAGCAAGUGGUUUUUGUUUCGAGGAAACAGUAGUGAAACUGCGCGCGCUGUUUGGAUCGAAAGAAUCGUGCGUCAGCAAGCGAUAUAAGUGCUAUCAAAUGCAAAAAACGAGCUCUGAGGAUUACGUUACGUUUUCGUGCCGGAUAAAUAAGGCUACCGAAGAAGUGGAACUAGCCGGGCUCAGCAUAGAGACACAGAAGUGUUUGAUUUUCGUGUGUGGCCUGAAAGAUGAGCAGGAUGCCGAUGUGCGCAUGAAAUUGCUGAGCCGUAUGGAAGAAAAGAAGGAUAUUACUCUGGCACAAUUAGCGGAACUGUGUGAAAAACUAACGAACCUCAAAAGAGAUACAACCUUGCUUGCGGGUGAAAGUAAAGUCCAAAUGAUUGGCCAAGAAAAGUGUCGAAGCACUAAGGGAAAGUGGCAAGGUAGUCGGAAGCUACACCAACGUCCGGAAAAGCAGUGUAGAGUGCAAUGUUUUUUAUGCGGCGAAGGCCACUGGGCCAGAAAAUGCACAUUUAAGCAUCAUAAAUGCAGCAAGUGUUUUAAGUUUGGACAUAAGGAAGGAUUUUGCAAUGCAGCGUCUCGGUGGACGAACAGAAUGAGGCAAAAUCGCAAUGUAAGAAGCGUGACGGUUAAUACGGUCAGGAGUGGACGUGGAUGCGUCAGAGUUGUCAUCAAUGGCACACCGUUGGAAAUGAUGCUUGAUACAGGCGCUGAUAUAACGAUUAUUUCGCGUAGACUGUGGCAUCAUGUUGGAAAACCUGUAUUGAAACCUUCAAUGGUUAAAGCGAGAACUGCAUCUGGUGAUUUGUUGCACAUCUUAGGCGAAUUUGCUGGUUCCAUGAUCGUAGCGGAACAAUGCAUGAGUUGCGUGAUUCGAGUAACUACGGCGGAUUUGGCACUUUUUGGGAAAGAUGCCAUGGAUAUAUUCAACCUUUGGGAUGUGCCGUUGACGUCAGUUUGUAAUCGCGUUGGUUUGGAUGAACCGUGCAGUGCAAUAUUACAGAAGGAGUUCCCAAAACUUUUUUCCGGCAAGCUAGGUUGCUGCACUAAGGCGAAAAUUCAGUUGGAGCUGAAAGAAGGUGCAACGCCUGUUUUUCGUCCGAAGCGGCCUGUAGCCUAUGCGAUGUUUCAAGCGGUGGACAAGGAGUUUGAACGGCUGGAAAACGAUGGAAUAAUUUCCAAAGUGGAUUAUUCAGAAUGGGCGACGCCAAUUGUUGUUGUGCAUAAGUCAAACGGAACUAUACGAGUGUGCGGAGACUACUCGACGGGCUUGAACGACAUGCUGCAACCUCACCAAUACCCGCUUCCUCUUCCUCAAGACAUAUUUGCAAGUCUGGCCACCUGUACGGUUUUUAGCCAGAUAGACCUUUCGGAUGCUUUCCUUCAAAUAGAGGUCGAGGAACUUUGCCGGAAACUGCUAACUGUUAAUACACAUAGAGGUUUGUACGCGUACAACAGAUUACCCCCAGGGGUGAAAACAGCACCGGGUGCUUUUCAGCAGCUGAUGGAGGUUAUUCUGGCAGGUCUGGGUGGCGUUGCUGUUUAUUUGGACGACAUUGUGGUUGGUGGACCAAAUGAAGAAGCCCAUAUGAAAAAUCUUCGAGCUGUGCUUAAAAGAAUUGAGGAAUAUGGCUUCACCAUACGAUUGGAUAAAUGUUCGUUCCAAAAGAAGCAGAUAAAGUACUUGGGCCAUUUGUUAGAUUCGAAGGGACUUCGACCAGACCCUGCUAGGAUUGAAGCUAUCCUCAACUUGCAAGUUCCUACUGAUGUAACAGGAGUGAGCUCGUUCCUUGGAGCAGUGAACUAUUACGGCAAGUUUGUAAGAAACAUCAGUAUGCUACGUCAUCCGCUGGAUAGUCUUCUUAAGGAAGGAGCGAGUUUUACGUGGACAAAACAAUGUCAAGAUGCUUUUGAUCAGUUCAAGGCAAUUUUUUCAUCAGACCUGCUCCUGACUCACUACGAUCCGCGUCAAGAGAUAAUAGUUGCGGCGGAUGCCUCUUCCUUCGCAUUAGGAGCGACUAUUAGUCAUAGGUUCAAAGACGGGUCGAUCAAGGUUGUGCAGCAUGCAUCACGGACGUUGACCAAAACAGAACAAAAGUAUAGUCAACCAGAUCGAGAGGGUUUAGGCAAAACUGGUAUUCCAGUGUAUACUGCCAACCGGUUACAGCGUUAUGCAUUAACGCUGCUUCUGUAUGAUUUUCAAUUGGAGUACGUGCCUACAGACAAGUUUGGUAAUGCCGAUGUGUUGUCGAGACUAAUAGCUAAACAUGAAAAACCUGAAGAUGACUACAUGAUCGCAAGCAUUGAAAUAGAAGAAGACUUACGAUCUGUUGUGAACAGUGUGAGUAAAGCCCUACCGUUGAAGUUCAGUGAUGUUGAACGCGAAACGAAAAAUGAUGCUCAAUUGCGGAAGGUGUAUGAAUUCACUAGAAAUGGAUGGCCACAUGCAGCAGUGAGAGACAGGACUUUGAGCAAUUUCCACAAUAGGCGUGAGUCCUUAUCUACAUUUGGUGAUUGUCUCCUUUUUGGAGAAAGGUUGAUAAUACCAUCGUCGCAGCGAUACAAAUGUUUGCAGCAGCUACACCUAGGCCAUCCAGGGAUAGAACGGAUGAAGGCCCUGGCUCGAAGCUAUGUGUACUGGCCUGGCCUUGAUUCGGAGAUUGAGAGCCUUGUUAAAUCGUGUCGACAGUGUGCAAUGGCAGCCAAAUCACCUGUAUCUAGUUUACCAAUCUGUUGGAUGAAAGCGAAUGCGCCGUGGCAGCGAGUGCAUGUGGACUAUGCAGGUCCUAUCGAGGGUGAUUAUUUUCUGCUAGCGAUCGACUCUUUUUCAAAGUGGCCGGAAAUCAUCCCUACCAGGACAAUAUCAUCAACAGCCACCAUUCGCAUUCUUCGCAAUAUAUUUGCACGUUUCGGUAUGCCAACUGUCCUCGUGAGCGAUAAUGGAACUCAAUUCACAAGCGCAGACUUUGCAGAGUUCUGUAACACAAAUGGUGUUGAGCAUAUCCGUACGGCACCCUUUCAUCCGCAGUCGAACGGACAGGCGGAAAGGUUCGUCGACACCUUCAAAAGGGCGCUUAAGAAGAUAAGAGAAGGGGGAAGUAGCGUAUCAGAAGCAUUAGAUACCUUUCUAUUGACAUACAGGAGUACGCCGAGCAAACUGUUGGAGCAGAAAUCGCCUGCUGAAUUGAUGUUCAGCCGAAAGAUAAGAACUUGCUUGGAACUGCUACGUCCACCACAAAGAUUAGAUCCUGUAUCAGAAGGUAAUCCGAGAAAAUUUAAGAUGAACGACCUGGUGUAUGCAAAGCAAUAUCGUCGGAAUAGCUGGAGAUGGGUUCCAGGUAUGAUCAGCGGACGCAUCGGUAGAGUGAUGUAUGAAGUAACUAUUGAGCAAAACAGGAAGAUACGUUCACACGUUAACCAGUUGCAGAAACGAGUUGAUAGAAGUAACACCAGUAAGGUCGCAGCCCAGCUGGAUAACACUUCAAAUACGUCGUUGCCUUUGAAUGUGUUGUUAGAUGCAUGGAACAUGGUUGAGGAAGUCCACUAUCCAGACGCUUAUCAAAUUUCUAGUCAACAUGUGGCAGAAACUGCAAAAGAUUCUUCACCGUCAUCGUCAUCGUCUCACACCCCAUCGUCAUCGUCUCCAGCCCCAUCGUCAUCGUCCCCAACUUCAUCGUCAUCAUCAUCGCAGCGGUCUGCAAAAGCGUUCUUGUCACCGACCUCGCCAGGGUUUGAAACGGCUGACAGUGGCACGCCUUCGCCUGUACAACCUCUACGUCGAUCUUCGCGGGUUCGAAGAUCACCUCAGUGGAUGGCAGCGUACAAGCGAAUCUAA
Messenger RNA from Anopheles arabiensis, 4455 nucleotides. RefSeq lists its product as uncharacterized. NCBI's taxonomy places the organism in Eukaryota, Metazoa, Arthropoda, Insecta, Diptera, Culicidae. Gene Ontology annotation, biological process: DNA integration; proteolysis. The transcript is spliced from 3 exons. The record is from RefSeq and is a predicted model, not a curated record. Gene Ontology annotation, molecular function: nucleic acid binding; aspartic-type endopeptidase activity. The coding region runs from base 184 to 4455 and encodes 1423 amino acids.